This is a messenger RNA of Myripristis murdjan (pinecone soldierfish), 5220 nucleotides long. It is a transcript of the gene tnk2b, whose product is annotated as tyrosine kinase, non-receptor, 2b. Gene Ontology annotation, molecular function: protein serine/threonine/tyrosine kinase activity; protein binding; protein tyrosine kinase activity. The transcript is spliced from 18 exons. Bases 401 to 4099 code for a protein of 1232 amino acids. NCBI's taxonomy places the organism in Eukaryota, Metazoa, Chordata, Actinopteri, Holocentriformes, Holocentridae. The record is from RefSeq and is a predicted model, not a curated record. Gene Ontology annotation, biological process: signal transduction; protein phosphorylation; regulation of keratinocyte differentiation.
GCCUGAUCUGCGCUCCAGUCCAACUGUGGCUGGCAGGGAAGUGCAGGGCAGAGCUGGCACUCACCCUCACACUACUGCCAGACACAACAGCCCCUCCACAGCAUUUCCUUACACAUUCUGCCUAUUUUCAGGCCAUGUGAACGCUCCUUGAACGUUUUAGUCUAAAUUAAUGCCUCUUUUCCUUCUUGAGGGACUUAAAGCUAUAAAAGAAGGGGCUUACGGGAGGAUUGCCCCGCGAUGGAAUGUUGUAGAUUUGCGUCCAGGACUGUAGGAAGUUUUUCUUCCCUCUCUCGGGUCCGGAGUCCAGUGUCUGGAUCCGUGGACUGUGUUCUCUUCUCGGCAUUCCCUCCGAGGCUCGGAAUGUCAACCUGGGAAUACCGUGGCUCUGAUAGUGGUUUGAAUGAGGAGCGUCUACCUCUGGUCCUCUGAACAUAUUUACACACGCACACUGAUUUUUGCACCUACACGCACCAAGGCUGAGGAAUCCAGGAUGCGGCGCUUUGACAAGCUGAAAAAGUCAUUCCCCUUCCUGGCACAUUUUCACGUGUAUCGAAAACUGGGCAGCAGCAUGCAGUGUGAGGAAGGCACAGAAUGGCUGCUGGAGCUGCUGAUGGAGGUGCAGUUACAGCAGUACUUCCUGCGCAUUCGAGACGACCUCAACGUCACGCGGCUCUCGCACUUUGACUAUGUCAAGAAUGAGGACUUGGAGAAGAUCGGCAUGGGUCGACCUGGACAGAGACGAUUGUUGGAAGCUGUGAAGAGGAGGAAAGCCAUGUGCAAGCGCAAGUCCUGGAUGAGCAAGGUGUUCAGUGGUAAGCGCCCAGACGGCGGAGACUUCCCCCAGCAGGGCCAGCCUGCCUCCUCCUUCCGGAAGCUGUCCCCCACCCCUCCGCUGGGCCUGGGGGAGGGAGUCCUGCCCUCACAGCCCGGUGGCAGUGCUCCUCAGGACGGACAGCAGCAGGCGUUGACCUGCCUCAUCUCAGAGAAGGACCUGGCCCUGUUUGAGAAGCUGGGAGACGGCUCCUUUGGCGUGGUCAAAAGAGGAGAGUGGCUCACGCCUUCGGGGAAAGUGCUGAACGUAGCUGUAAAAUGUCUGAAGACUGAUGUACUCAGCCAGCCGGACGCUCUGGAUGACUUCAUCUGUGAAGUCAACGCCAUGCAUUCAUUGGACCACCAGAACCUCAUUCGCCUCUAUGGUGUGGUGCUCACACACCCCAUGAAGAUGGUAACGGAGCUGGCUCCUCUGGGCUCUCUGCUAGAACGUCUGCGAUGUGUUCGUCCUCAGGGCCCAGUGUUGAUCCAUACACUGUGUCAGUAUGCGGUGCAGGUGGCCUGUGGCAUGGCCUACCUGGAGCAGAGGAGGUUCAUUCACAGGGACCUGGCAGCCAGGAACAUCCUCCUGGCAUCAGCUCACAGAGUGAAGAUUGGAGACUUUGGCCUGAUGAGAGCUCUUCCUAACAACCACGAACACUAUGUGAUGCAGGAGCACCGCAAGGUCCCUUUCGCAUGGUGUGCCCCAGAGAGUCUGAAGACCAGAACCUUCUCCCAUGCGACAGACACGUGGAUGUUUGGAGUCACUCUGUGGGAGAUGUUCACGCACGGUCAAGAGCCUUGGUUGGGCCUCAAUGGGAGCCAGAUCCUGCACAAGAUUGACAAGGAAGGUGAACGUCUCCCAAAGCCGGAGGACUGUCCCCAGGACAUUUACAAUGUGAUGCUGCAGUGCUGGGCCCAGAAACCAGAUGACAGACCCACCUUUGUUGCCCUACGAGAGUUCCUGCUUGAGACCAUGCCUACUGACAUGUGUGCCCUCCAGGACUUUGAUGAGCCAGACAAACUUCUCAUCCAGAUCAAUGAUGUCAUCACCAUCAUUGAAGGGAGGGCAGAAAACUACUGGUGGCGUGGUCAGAACAAGCGGACCCUGAAGGUGGGCCAGUUCCCCAGAAAUGUGGUGACAUCAGUCGCAGGUCUGUCCGCCCAUGACAUCAGCCGGCCGCUAAAGAACAGCUUCAUCCACACAGGCCACGGUGACUCCGACCCUCAUCGCUGCUGGGGCUUCCCUGACAGGAUUGAUGAUUUGUACCUUGGCAAUCCAAUGGAUCCUCCUGAUGUUCUGGGUUUAGACAUCGGUGCUGCUCGACCCACCCAGUUACCAGGUCGAGCUAAAAAGGAGCCCCCUCCCCGCCCUCCUCAGCCAGCGGUUUUGGUCAAGAAACCUUGCUAUGAUCCUGUCACUGAGGAUGAAGAACUGACCUCGACAGGACUCAAGAGGUUAUCUCUACGGAAACCAGGUUCCGUCAAAGGCCUCAAACUCAAACCUGCUGCAUGGGUCUCCGCCUCCAAGCAGGGAAGUGGCCGGAUUUCAGCCCACAACCCCAACAGUGAAGUGUCACUCAUAGACUUUGGGGAAGAGUUCCCCCCGCCUACACCCUCCCCUUCCCCCGUAGUUGAAGUUCAGAUCCCCUCAUUGGCUAAACUGGCUUUAGAAGCGGAUAAUAUCCUGGACCGGACUCCACCUCAGAGUCCUUCUCGAUCAUUACCCCGCCCCCUCCACCCCACACCGGUAGUGGACUGGGAUGCCCGACCGCUACCCCCACCCCCAGCUUAUGACGAUGUGGCCCAAGACGAAGACGACAUGGAGGUGAGCUCCAUCAACAGCACAGAGCAGCAGCUAGAAGAGGAGCCAAGUGAAGUUUGCAACCAAAAUGAGGCUCUCCCCUUAGGACAGAAGUUGGACGGUGAGGUCAUUGUCUCCAGGGGUGCAGACAGACCUAGCCUGGAGGACAAUCUCUUCCUCCCCAACAAGCAUGGCCAGGGCCCUUCCACUUCUUUCUCCCAAUCAGCUGAGAUCUUCCAGGAGCUGCAGCAGGAGUGCAUGAGAAGGCUCAACGUCCCCACUGGAGGUGCGCCUCAGUCAACCUCACCGUCUCAGAGCUUAGCCUCAUCUCCCCAGAACCCCCUGACCCAGGAUGUGCACCGACAGAUUGUCCUUUCAUUUACAGAACACAAACCACAAAUCCCUCCUCGUGUCCCCAUUCCCCCUCGCCCUAUAAAACGGACCGACUACACACCUGUUCGCUGGUCAGGGGACCUUUCCCUGUCCCCAACACCAACUGGCACCACAGAGGACAUUUUGGGACCAGACCAGGACCGGCCACCUCAGAUCCCUCCAAGGGACCCUUUGUCCCAACCAGGAUCCAGGACACCCAGCCCGAUGGGCCUUGUGGUGGGCUCUCCCCAACAGAGAGCCUACUCUGUUAGCCCCAACGCCAUACCAGGCGCCCUCACCUCCUGCCAAUCUUCUGCACACACCUAUGGCUCCUACCUCUCCACCUCUCCGGGUAAACUUAUGCCAACAACACACAGCUUUGCCUCAGAUCCUAAAUAUGCUGCACCCAAAGUGAUCCAAGCUCAAGCACAGGGGAAGGACCCACCCAGCAAAGGCCCGUGCAUCCUCCCCAUCGUCCGUGAUGGGCGUAAAGUCAGUAACACCCACUAUUACCUCCUGCCUGAGAGGCCCCCGUACCUUGAUCGCUACGACCGCUUUUUCAAGGAAGCUGAGAGUCUUUCUGUUAGUGGCGGGGAGGAAAGACAAAUUCGACAAGCCAACACUGCUACUGUCAGACCCAUGGUAGUCAACAGCCAGACUCUUCAGGGACAUACCCAGGGACAGGGGCUUGUCCAGCCGGGUGACCUAAAGGCUAAUUUCUCCUCCAACAAUAACAGCAGUUUGGGCGGGGUGCGGUCAGGAAUGAAGACAUCAGUCAGUCUUCCUCGGGUCUGUUCAGAGGGGCUGACGGCAUCAGGGGUGCUAAGUCCCUGCACCAGGACGGAAGGAGGAGGGAGCACAACUGAGAGAGUCAAAAUGGUGCAGGAGGCAGUUCAUGGCGUAACGCUAGAGGAGUGCCAGACCGCCCUCCAGCACCACAACUGGAAUGUAGAGAAAGCCGUGCAUUACCUCAAAGUGGAGCAGUUGUUUUGUUUGGGUCUGAGGAGCAGGACGGAGUGUCUCAAGCUGCUGGAGAUGUGUGACUGGAACCUGGAGGUGGCCAGCACUCAGAUGCUGGAUAACUAUGGCUCCACAGCCAGGCAGAGACGGUGACAGGGACGUCUAGCUGCUGUGGUCUGAGCUGAACAUCGUCCUUGAAAAAAAUGUCAUAAGACAAGGCGGAAUCUGCUGGUAUUUUUUUUUUUUUUUUUUUUUUUUUUUGACUCUUCAGACACAUACCAAAAGAGAAGACUGUGAUUUGAAUGCAUCAGAAUCGAGCACAUUUUCUAAUGAACAGACACAAAGGAAUGAAUUGCAUCAUGGCUCAAUUCAUACUCGUCAUCGAGGAUAGAGGAAUUUAGCCUUGGAUGAAAAAGGACUUUGGAAUAAUCCGAUUCAAUUUGAUGCUUGUGUGGAAGUAAUGAGCUAGUUGCACUUAUUAAGAAAUUGUAGAAGAUGCGCACUUCACCUGUUGCGAGGCAAAACACACCACACUUCAAUGUUCAGGGACAUUUGGUCAGCCAGUUCCUACCGGUUUCCUCUCUCGUUCUUAUUGCUUCACUGCAACAUGACACCCCAACAGACCCCUACAGGGUCACAGAUUCUGGGUGCUACAAUGCUCCAUCUGUCAGAUUCACUUAACUGGCAUUGUCACUGCCACAAUUACACUGUCGACCAACUGUAUGGGGAUACUUCUCCUUUUUCUCUUGUUAAUGACGUUGAAGAGUCAAAUGGGAAGUGAGCCCCGAGAAGUGAGAAGCUGAACCCCACGUUGAGCUGCAUAGCACAAAUUAAUAGCACUUUUGUUCAAAGGUCCACUCUUUGCCAAGUGGUCACAGUAUGAUUCAGUGCACUGCUUCCAACAAGUGUCAGGAUGUGCCAAGUGCUUGUGUAGUGUGACUGAGGAGUGAUAUUUCACCUUAGCUGAAGAGUUUCAUAAUUUAAUCUUAACACUGUAUCUCUAUAGUUCGACCUCCAAUACUGGGGGCUGUAGGGAUGUUGUACCACGGCUUGACAACAAUUGAUUUGAAAACCUUGUCUACAAAUUUCACUUGUACCACACACACACAACAAAAUACACAACUAAUUCUGCGUCGAGGGCCAUGUGGCACGAGAAGUAAUUUUGACUGUUGACAGUUUGUGAUAUCAAGGGCUGGGGAUAUAAUAUUGGAGAUUGACUGCUGCUGAAAGCCUAUGGAGGAAUAUGAAAAUGCUGCGCUAAAGUAACAAUAUUG